Messenger RNA from Polyodon spathula (Mississippi paddlefish), 3820 nucleotides. Its product is annotated as WD repeat-containing protein 91-like. Gene Ontology annotation, cellular component: early endosome membrane; extrinsic component of endosome membrane; late endosome membrane. The record is from RefSeq and is a predicted model, not a curated record. Gene Ontology annotation, molecular function: phosphatidylinositol 3-kinase regulator activity; protein binding. Gene Ontology annotation, biological process: early endosome to late endosome transport. NCBI's taxonomy places the organism in Eukaryota, Metazoa, Chordata, Actinopteri, Acipenseriformes, Polyodontidae. The transcript has 16 exons. Bases 140 to 2368 code for a protein of 742 amino acids.
UGUUAUGUCUAGCUUUUGUGUAGAUUGCCAAAAAUGCAAUAAUUAAUACAGCUGCAAGCCUACUUGCGAAAAAGUGUUUUGUGGAUUUUACAGUUUCAACUUAGAAAAUAACCCGUUGUUCUCUGAGUUUGAGGAGACCAUGGGAUCCGCAGUGGAGAGGACAGAUGAACUUGUCAGGGAGUACCUGAUUUUCAGAGGCUUCACCAGCUCCCUCAGGCACCUGGAUGUGGAGAUCAAGGCGGACAAGGAGAAGGGCUUCAGGGUGGACAAGAUUAUUGAGCAGUUGCAGCAAUUCAUUCAGAGCUAUGACUUGCCCGGGCUCCGGGAUUACUGGGGAUAUCUUGACAGGCGGCUUUUCAGUCGUCUAGAGGAUAUCUACCGGCCUACAGUGAACAAGCUGAGGACCAGCCUCUACCGGUACUACCUGGUGUACACUGUGCAGACAGCCCGCAGUGAGAAGACCCAGGAGUUCUUCCAGAAGCAGGCACAAGAGCUGCAGGGCCAGACGGAGUGGCGGGAUUGGUUCGUUCUGCCCUUCAUCGCUUCUCCCGAGCUGAACUCCAUCUUUGCACCCUAUUUCUCGCGGCAGUGGGCGGACACCUUCCUCGUCUCACUGCACAACUUCCUGAGCGUCCUCUUCCAGUGUAUGCCUCUCCCAGUGCUGUUGAGCUUUGACACAGAAGUGCAGCGCAGUGCCGCCAUAUUGGAAGAGAAUGAACUACUGCGCCAAACGGUGUUUGCGUUGCAGGCAGAGCAACCCCGCCUGCAGAAGGAAGAGGAGAUGGUUCACCACAAACUGCCACCCUACGUACAGAACGUGGACCGUCUGGGAGACACUGAGCUGGAUUUGAUAUCUAGUCAGCGCAGUGCCAACUUGACUGCCCAGCCACAAAGCAGCUCCUUCCUGUCCUCAUUGCUCUCACAGGGCAAGCGUGUACCAGCUAAGACACCCCAAGGGGCUGGGUCCUCGCCAACACAGGCCAGCGUCUCAAUGGGGAGGAGAGAUGCUGCAGCCAGUCAUAGCAUGAAGUUGAAAGAUCCUCAAAAUUCCUCCAAGGACUCUAAGGCUCUAUUCAGUAGCACAGGAGUGGGUGACUCAGGGUCUGCUAACCCACGACAGAGAAGACACCAGGACCAUGAGAAGCAAAGAAAGGAGCUGCUCGCCAAACCCCCUGCCCAGAGCAUGGAGAAGAGAGGUGAAAGCCUAGAGACAGAGACCCACCCAGAAGGAAGUGUUGACCACAUAGACUCACCCACUAAACAGACCCGAACUUGUGUGGAGGGAGGGGGCCUAUCUGGUGCUAUCGAGCAGCCCUUCAUUAAACUGAGUCAGGAGGAGUACUCGGAGCAUCACUCCUCUAUCAUGCACUGCAGGGUGGACUGCUCUGGUAGGAGAGUUGCUAGUCUGGAUGUGGAUGGGGUCAUUAAGGUCUGGUCAUUUAAUCCUCUCAUGCAGACCAAGGCAACAAUUAUGUCCAAAUCCCCUCUUCUCUCUUUGGAGUGGGCAACUAAACCACACAGGCUGUUGUUGCUGGGGAGUGGGGUAGGCACGGUGCGGCUGUAUGACACGGAGGCUAAGAAGAAUCUGUACGAGAUGAUGAUCGAUGACGUGCACCCAAGGAUCCUGUCCCUGGCGUGCAGCCCCAGUGGAACCUCUUUUGUUUGCUCUGCUGCUGCCCAUUGUCCGCAUUCUGGGACCCUGAGCGAGAGCGGGGCCCGGGGAUCAAGUGCUGUCCCUGGACAACUGCUACUGUGGGAUACCAAGACUGUCAAACAGCAGCUCCAAUUCUCUUUGGAACCUGGGCCAAUUGCUAUAAACUGCACUGCUUUCAACCACAACGGGAACCUGCUGGUCACUGGAGCUGCUGACGGCAUCAUCCGGCUUUUCGACAUGCAGCGGUAUGAGAGCGCUAUGAGCUGGAAGGCUCACGACGGAGAAGUGUAUUCAGUGGAGUUCAGCUAUGAUGAGAACACCGUCUUUAGCAUUGGCGAAGAUGGGAAGUUCAUCGAGUGGAAUAUCCACCGCAGUGGAGUAAAGCAGUCGGAGUAUUCACUGCCCUCGGACGCUACCGGCCCAUUCAUCCUGUCCGGGUACAGUGGAUACAAGCAGGUCCAGGUGCCACGGGGCCGGCUGUUUGCCUUCGACUCCGAGGGGAACUAUGUGCUCACCUGCUCCUCCAAUGGAGGGCUCAUCUACAGGCUGCAUGAGGGUGAGAAGGGCCUGGAGAAUGUCCUGCCUCUGGGGGGACACAAAGCCCCAGUUGUCACAGUAGACUGGUGCACAGCUAUGGAUUGUGGGACAUGCCUUACAGCCUCCAUGGAUGGCAAGAUAAAACUGAGCACUCUGCUGGCACAGAAACCCUAUUAGGGAGCAGGGCCAGGCCAGAGUUGUCAGAACAAAGCCAAAUGUGGAGCCCGCUGCUUAAAAUGAUUGAGGAGCCUUUUACUAUUGUUUUGACUCUACAAACUUGACAGCUGAUUGUGCCAUGACUUCCCAAACUUCUUUGCAGAUAAUUAGUCUUAAUAUGAGGUUAGACAAAAUAAAGUAGUUGUGUACGGUCUUAAUGGUGUACUUAGUGUUUUGUCUUCCUCUACCAGGAACAGUAUGACUGUAGCCUUUUUUAUAUUGAACAAAUAAAUUGUGUACUGUACUGGAUGCCAGUAAAGUUAUUUAAAGAAUGUUUAAAUAUUCUUUCUUGUUGUCAAUGAAGAACAGUGUUAUUCAUAAAAAAAUAAAAUAAAAUAAAAAAACAGCAUUCUUUUAGCCAAUACAUUGCUUAAAGGCCAGUCCAUUCAAGAGUAAAUAACUGUAAUUAAAUGAUUUAAGUUAUUUUGGAGAUUAUCAGAAGCUCAGUUUAACAAUUGGUUGAAAAAAAGCUCUGGACAGGUUCGUACUAGCCUUGUUCUAACCACAGUAGAUGCAAAGCAUUGUAGUAAUGUCACGAAACCCUAUGCUAGCACACACAAAUAAGUACUGCUGAGGCUUUUCUAGGAGGCUCUGGUAACGCAGAAGAAUUCAGAAUUCAGUUUUAUGGUUCAUAAUAGAAUUUUAUUGCAAAUUAUAAAGCAUUAUCUUUCUGAAGUGUAUGGUCACUACAAGCUAUUGUUAAGCACAGUCUUUUAUUUCUCAAGUCACUGAUGUUAUUCCAAAAUACUUUAUAAUGACUGCAUUUCUUAAGUCCAAAAUGUGAUCAUAUUUCUAUAAAAAAGAAACAAGCAUUUUUUUAUUUUAUUUUUUAACUUUUAAAAAUACAAUACACAUCAUAGAAAUUGUGCUAAAUAUACCAUAUACUAAGGCAGCCAAGCUAAUGAAAGUUAGAAGAGAGUUCUUUAAAGUUUAAAUAUUUUAGCAUUUAAAAAAAUGAUUAUAUAAGGUGUAGGGCCACAUACAACUAGGUUUUACCUACAGCAGCAAUUAUAUUGCUAAUGUGCUACAGUACAUGAGAAAGAAAUUCCUAUAUGUGGUGUGUAGCCAACAUAUAACAUGGUGGUCUUUUAUUCCUGUCCAGUCUAGGACCAUGAUGUACAAAGUUCUUGAACCUACCGUAGAUAUUCAGUUAGGUAAUUAAAUAUCUACUUAGAACAAGGUCUUAGAACUGCUGUAGAGGAGCACUUCUGGAUUUUGAUUUGUAUACAUUCAAUACAGUUACUGCUAUACAGUGCUAAAGUGACCACUUAGUACAUCUACUGCACUGCAAAAAUUGCAUCUGUCACAUAUUACAAAGUGAAGACAACAGAACCCCGAAAAGCAAGGAAGGCAUGAAGCUGAACAAAUUUACUGCAUUCCAGCUAUACUGUCUGCUUAAGAUCGAACACUAAA